AUCGAUAUCGCGAUUCUUUGUUAAUUGUUAAUUUUUGUAGUGUUUUCUUUUCUGUACACCCGCUACCAAGUACCAACCUUGCGAUUGGCGUCCUUCAUUAUUUCUCGAUGUGUUCAGAUUCAUUGUGAAACAAUGAGCGCUGAAGCCAGUUCCUGAUUUGUCUGAGCGUAACACACAACUCUUUCUCGAAGAAGAAAGGUUACCAUAACCCAGUACCUGUAUCGCCCACUGUCAAUGUUGCUUGGUGUGAGAUAAAAUGAAUCAUGAGUUUGGUGGCUAUUCUGCUUCAAGGAGGCGUGCCUCGUUUCUCCUGCAAAGUUGCUCAAAUGCUCAGUCAAUUGACUACCUUUUUCUGCCACCACUGGUGACAGAUGCGUGUCUGUUUCUACAGGUUCACGUAAAUGGGACUUGAAGUCUGCCAAGAAAAAAAUGACUGUUCUUUAAUAUCUGAGAAAAUUAUCCAUAUGAAAUAUGCUAAUAGUAUACACGGCAGCUAACAACAUUUGUAUGCUACUAAUAAAAUUAAAAGACAAUGUAAUAUACGAGUGGCUAGUAACACCAGCUCAAACAUUAAAGACGUUAUUAAGACUUUGACAGAAACCGCGGUUUUGUGGAAAUUGUUUUAACGAAUAACAAACAGAGAAAUGAAUGCAGGAUCAUUAAGGCUGGGAUGCGUUACAACCUACAACCACGAAUGGGCAUCAUUUUAGUUGAUCGUCAGUAAACGACAAAUGCUGCACACUUUCCACCUCAAGGUCAUACAAUGAAUUUGCGCGCUACGGAGGUAGAUAUUAACUAGACUGACAGUAAUCUAAGUAGCCUGAAGGCCUCGCUCUUGCGUAAUUGAACGAGUUUGGUAGGUUUCUAGUACGACAAAAAAAGUGAAAUUAGUGGGCGUCUGCCAUUCAACUGUGAACAGCAUUAUCCUGUACGAAAUCAGUCUGUUAUCUUUCUUAUAAAUUUUAGCAAUAAAAACAGUCAAAUGAGGUCGGUGCUGAUUACUGGUUGUAGCAGAGGCAUUGGUCUCGAGCUGGUAAAGCAACUGACUGCCCACAAAUCAGCCCCAGAAUUCAUAAUUGCAACAUGUCGCAAACCGGAGGAAGCAAGGGCUCUUCAAGAACUGUCUAAGAAACAUAAAUCUAUCCACGUGUUAAAGUUAGAUGUUACAGAUUUUUCCAGCCUAGGGGGGUUUGCAAAAGAUGUCGAAGGAAUUGUUGGUGAUGAAGGCCUAAAUCUGUUAAUAAAUAAUGCUGGAAUAAGUGGAAACAAGACUGCUAAACUAGCAGAUCUUAAAGCAGAAGAACUUGCUGAAAUAUAUAAAACCAACACAAUUGCUCCCAUCUUGUUGACCCAGGCUCUGGUUCCACUCUUGAGGAAAGCUGCAAGCCACAAUGCAUCUGCUCAGCUGGGUAUUGGGAAAGCUGCCAUUGUCAAUAUUAGCUCUGGCCUUGGUUCAGUGUCACGGAACACUUUUGGAGGAUAUUAUGGUUACAGAGAGAGCAAGGCUGCUUUGAACACAUCAACACGUUCUAUUAGCCAUGAAUUAGCUGCUGAUGGCAUACUUGUAAUGACCUUACAUCCUGGUUGGGUCAAGACUGAUAUGGGGGGAAAAGAAGCUGAUCUUACUGUAGAAUUUAGUGCUUCAGAGAUAGUGAAAACACUCUUCAAAUUGGGCAAGGAACAUCAAGGAGCAUUCCUCCAGUAUGAUGGCUCUGUUUUGCCAUGGUAAUGAAUGCUUUCAAAAUUGCUUCAUGGCAAAUGUUUCUGGCUGUAUAAAACUUUUUCUGUAAUCACUGUCUUCCAUCUUUUUUUCUAUAGCUCUCACCCCAGAAAUGUUGGGAUUUUGAUUCAUUCUGAUUUUAUUGCACAUUUCAUGCUUUAUUUUCAGCUUUCCUGAAGAGCAAUGCCUUUCCUCCUCUGUGUGCUUUUCAGUUGUAGUGAACCAACCUCUAUCCUCCCUCUCCUCAUGAAUUUGGUUUUUCUUCCAACAUUUUGUAGUGUUUUUAUUAACAUUCCCUAACAAUGUUUUACAUUAACUAAAAAUAAGCCAUGGGUCAUUAUCACUUUCUGUCCUUAAACAAUGUGACAUUGAAAUGUAUUUUCAACGCUUUUAUCUUAAUCAGCUUUCAACGAGAGGGCUGUUUAGUGCACGUAAGUAACAGUUACAUAAAAUACAAUUUCUAAUGUUAUCUCAAUAGUAAUUUUCAUCUGAAAUAUUUUACGCCAAAUGAAUUCUUGGUAUGGUACAAAUAAAAAACAAUGAAGAAAAAGUAUGUAAGGAGGAAAUGCCUUCUUUUUAAGGGGAAAAUAAAAUAUUGAUCGUGGCUUAUACAUUGAAUGAAGCAUAUAAGUUACUAUCAACACGGUGGUUUUAUCCACAUAAAAGGUAGAUAAUGCUUAUGAUUUAUCAGAACAUGACAGCACAAAUGAAGUGAGAUAAAACAUGAAGUAUUCUGUUCAGCUGUAAAGCAGUAGUUCAGCUACACAAUGUGGUGUUGUGUAGUGGUUUAUUACUUAAGUACCUUCAACCAAUUGAUUUCUGUAGUAUACAUUUUGUCAGUUUGUUUCAAUAAUAUGAAUGAUGUGUAAAUAAAAGUUAUGUUGAAAUA
Schistocerca gregaria is the source of this 2609-nucleotide messenger RNA. Its product is annotated as C-factor-like. The transcript has 5 exons. Lineage: Eukaryota; Metazoa; Arthropoda; Insecta; Orthoptera; Acrididae. The record is from RefSeq and is a predicted model, not a curated record. Bases 983 to 1729 code for a protein of 248 amino acids.